Molecule: messenger RNA, 3390 nt
Organism: Purpureocillium takamizusanense
Lineage: Eukaryota; Fungi; Ascomycota; Sordariomycetes; Hypocreales; Ophiocordycipitaceae
Gene: MCM6
Product: DNA helicase
Exons: 3
Coding region: 236-3085 (949 amino acids)
Biological process (GO): double-strand break repair via break-induced replication; DNA replication initiation; mitotic DNA replication
Cellular component (GO): MCM complex; nucleus
Molecular function (GO): single-stranded DNA binding; single-stranded 3'-5' DNA helicase activity; ATP binding
Source: RefSeq, a predicted model, not a curated record
GGAACACUCUCCCUCGUGAGCGCCUCUAGCGACCUCAAGCCUCUGCCGCGACGGAAUCGCUGCCAUAUUCUACCUAAGAACCUUGACAUCCGCACCAUUUCUUUGAUAAAGUUCGUGCUCAGAGUCACUCGAGCAGACAGCAUCUCAGUCUCGGAUCCUUUUCCCCACAGACUCGCCCCCUGCCGGCUAUUCCACAGAGCAGUCCGGUACACGAGAACAGGCAAACUCUUCAGCCAUGGCUGCCUCGAGCGAUGCCGGCUACAUGAUGUCAGAUGCGCCGUCACUGGCUGCUGCCGCACAGAAACGACCGCUCGGCUUUCCCUCGUCAUCAUCAGCUCGCCCCAGAGGCCCGCCGUCCGAGAACCUCGGAGCCGCCAGCGACGACGAAGGAGAUGGCUUUGCCGACGACCAGGUUCCGCGAAGCUCACGCGGCGCCAAAGCCGCCACUGUAUCCCGCGUCGAGGACAGGAUUGGCUCUCUUGUCCAAGAACACUUUGAGGCCUUCAUCGAAAGCUUCGUCGAGGACCCUCUAUCAUCCGGGGCGCCCCCUUCGAGCGCUGUCACAACCGACAAAUAUUACGUCGCUCAAAUCAAAGGCAUGCGCAAUUACCAGCUGUCGACUUUCUAUGUCGAUUACCGCCAUCUCGCAUCUUGGGAGAAUGGGAGCUUGGCGGACGGUAUUAUGCGCCAAUACUACCGAUUCCUGCCAUUCCUCACUGCGGCACUUCACAACAUGAUCGCCAAAUACGAGCCCCAAUACUUUCGCGAGCAUCGCCAGCCGACAGCCUCGAGUAAUCUAGCGACGUCGGCUGCGAGCCAAGUCGGCUCCGGCAGCCAGAGCGAGGCGUCACACCGAAAGAACGAACACCAGCAGACAGACAAGCUCUUCUCAAUCGCCUUCUACAAUCUGCCCCUUGUCUCUCGUGUCCGCAGUCUCCGAGCGGCAAACAUUGGUCAGCUUCUGUCCAUAUCUGGAACCGUCACGCGAACCUCGGAAGUGCGCCCCGAGUUGUCCUUGGCCACCUUCAUGUGUGAGGCAUGCCGGGCCGUCGUCCCCAAUGUCGAGCAGACUUUUCGCUAUACGGAACCGACGCAGUGCCCCAACGAUACGUGCUCUAAUCGCGUUGGGUGGCGUCUCGACAUUCGUCACAGUACCUUUGUCGAUUGGCAAAAGGUCCGCAUUCAAGAAAACAGCUCGGAGAUACCCACGGGUAGCAUGCCGAGAACCCUCGAUGUCAUCCUGCGCGGUGAGAUUGUCGAUCGGGCCAAGGCAGGCGAGAAAUGCAUCUUCACGGGUGCUCUGAUUGUCGUCCCAGACGUUAGCCAGCUCGGGCUACCGGGACUGCGACCGACCGCCAUCCGAGACGAUCGCGGAGCCCCUCGAGGAGCUGAUGCAGGCGGAAGCGGUAUCAGCGGCCUCAAGGCGCUCGGUGUUCGCGAUCUAACAUACCGGUUGGCGUUUCUUGCUUGCAUGGUUGUAACCGACACCACGGCGACUGGGCAGUCUGCAGCCAGUGGCGCCGCCGAUGUGAUCAAUGCUCUGACACAAAACAACGCUGCGGAUGGCGCCGAGUCCGUUGAAGAGGCCCAGGCGGCUGUCCUUGCGUCGAUGAACCCCUCAGAGAUCGAUGACCUGCGAGCCAUGGUGCACGGUGACCACAUCUACUCGCGCAUGGUACAAUCUAUCGCGCCCAUGGUGUACGGCCAUGAGGUGGUGAAGAAGGGCAUUCUCCUCCAGCUCAUGUCGGGUGUGCACAAGUCGACUGCCGAGGGUAUGCAGCUUCGAGGCGACAUCAACAUCUGCAUCGUUGGCGAUCCUUCUACUUCCAAGUCACAAUUCCUCAAGUAUGUCUGCUCAUUCGCUCCUAGAGCUGUGUACACGAGUGGCAAGGCCUCCUCCGCAGCCGGUCUUACGGCCGCAGUGGUCAAGGACGAAGAGACUGGAGAGUUUACGAUUGAAGCUGGAGCCCUCAUGCUGGCGGACAACGGUAUCUGCGCCAUUGACGAAUUCGACAAGAUGGACAUCGCCGACCAGGUCGCCAUUCACGAGGCCAUGGAGCAGCAGACCAUCUCCAUUGCCAAGGCGGGCAUCCAAGCAACAUUGAAUGCUCGCACCAGUAUUCUCGCCGCUGCCAACCCAGUAGGGGGUCGCUACAACCGCAAGUCCACGCUCCGGAGCAACAUCAACAUGUCCGCACCCAUCAUGUCCCGUUUUGAUCUCUUCUUCGUCAUCCUCGACGAGUGCAACGAGCAAAUUGACCGCCACCUGGCGGAGCACAUUGUCGGCAUUCAUCAGCUGCGAGACGAAGCUGUCGAGCCUGAAUUCAGCACAGAGCAACUGCAGCGGUACAUUCGCUUUGCCAGGACAUUCCGACCUGAGUUUACCGACGAGGCCAAGGAGGUACUGGUGGAAAAAUACAAGGAGCUGCGGGCCGACGACGCACAAGGUGGCGUUGGCAAGAACUCCUACCGCAUUACCGUCCGACAGCUGGAGAGUAUGAUUCGGCUGAGUGAGGCUAUUGCCAAGGUCAACUGUGUCGAGGAAAUAUCGCCUGAAAUGGUGGUCGAAGCCUACGAUUUGCUUCGUCAGAGUAUCAUUUCCGUUGAGCACGACGACGUGGAAGUUCUUGAUGAAGAGGAGACCCAGGAGGACAGUGCCACUCUCCGGCAAGCCGCAAAUGCCGCGUCUGGGAGAGAUGGCGAGGGUGAUUCUCCGAUGGAUGCUGCGCCAGGCGAAGCCUCGUCCGACGCCAGGAGAAAACACACCAUCUCCUACGAGAAGUAUAUCAAGAUGGUCAACAUGUUGGUUCAGCGCAUCAGCGACGACGAGAGUGGGAGCGGCGAUGGGGUCGAGGGUGAAGCCCUCAUCAACUGGUACUUGGAGCAGCAGGAGGAUGAACUCGAGGGUGAAGAUAGCUACCACGCAGAAAAGGCACUGGCAAGCAUCGUGCUCAAGAAGAUGGUCAAGGACAACAUUCUUAUGGCUCUCAGAGGAGAAGGCCUCGUGGACGGAGAGGCGGCUUCGGCGACUUCUGCGGGUGUUGUCUACGUACUACAUCCCAACUGCGCGGUCGAGGAGUUUUGAGGCGACACGGACGCGCGCGCACCGCGAGUGGAGCAGCAGCGGUCGGCUUCAGCCAUGAGUUACGUUUGUGUAUAAUGAAGGAUGGGUAGGGGUAGACGGGUGCUUUUUGCAUGCUCGGGGACGGGACAAUCUUUCACUACAUGGGGGAGUGAGGAGUUGGGGAGCAAAGGUGCUGGCUACCCGCAGGUCAGCAGCAAGGGACAAUAUCUAGCCAACACGGCCCGUAAAAGGGAGCCGCACAAAGGAUGUACUUACUGUAAGCAAAAUAUGAGCCCACGGGUUGGGCAGCCAUCGAAUUACAACAG